AUCUUUUAUGUUGACACGAGAUGAGAAUCUGAUGGACAAAGUAUAUGCAACACGUUAAUAACGUUAUAUUCAAGAUAUAUAUGCUGAUUAACCAAGAAAUUUAACUCUGAAAAUCCGAUUACCCAAGCGCCUUCGACCGCAACCGGAAACUGCAUCACCCUACCACUUGUUUCCACUAGGGUUAUCUUAUGUUUAUAGAAACUAUUCUGUUUAUGAAUUCUUUUAUAAACAACGAUAGCCAAGUAAAAAUCGUAUAUCGAAUAUCAAAAUAACGAAAAAUAAACAAAGGAAUUUUGGUUCGAGUUAGAAAUAAUAAAAAAAGGUCCUUCGCUACUUUCUAUCUAGGUCAAAUUUUUAUUAGGGGUCAAAAUUGCCGUGCUGCAGGCGCUUCGGUGGUUGACCGUUCGAAAAUCAACGAAUCAGGGCUCAGCUGGUACGAAACUCGUGUCCCUAAUUCGUCGAGAACGAAACAAUGCGAUAAUGUAAACACUUUUUGAAGUGGAAGAACUCGGACUCUUCUUUCGCUGACACAUUCUUUAACGUAUCGUCGCGAGUAAGAGGUGCCAUUUCAGUUCAGUUUUACUGGAGAACAGAAGGGAAAAUCUACGAUAUUAUUUCGAUAUACUUACAAUGAGUUUAUUUACUGAUAUUAAGAAGAGGACUCAAAUACCUUGUAGCGAUGAAAAUCCAUUGUUUGUACUUCAACAAGAUUAUAUUAAUAGAAACCAAAGAAUAAGGAAGCACAGGACUCCAAAAAAUGUAAAUUUAUAUGGUAACAGUGAUGAUGGUAAUUAUAAUGGAAGCUGUGAUGAUUUAUCUCAACAGCAGUAUUGCCUUCCUGAAAAUGAAAUUGCAUCCUCUAUUAGAGAAGCAACAGGUGGGAUUGAUUAUUCAAAUGAAAAGCUUGAAGAACAAUGGAGAAUUAGACAAACAGAAGCUAAUUUAAAAUCUCACGAUACUAUUUCAAAUAAAAGCUCGUCUUCAAUUAAUAAUAAUUAUGGUUAUAACAAUUCAAAUGUAGAAAGUGGUACUGACUCAUCUCUAUCAGAGAUUAAGACUGUUGAAAGAAAGCAGACUGAAGUCGAAGAGACUAUUUUAAAGAAAUGUAGGCUCAAUAAAAAUGCAGCAAUUAGAGGACUUUUAAAAAAUCAUAUGAUCUCAACAAAAGAUUUACAAAUGCCAGUUGGUUCUACAGAUGUAGGAUAUAAAAAUAAUAUAGAUGUACAGAACACAGAUGUUUUUCCAUCAAGUAAUUUAAGUGAGGACACUUGUAUGAAAUUAGUUCCAUAUGAAGAAGAUCCAGAUAUUUUUAUGCAACCUAUACAAGCAUAUGGGGGCAUAGAUGAAAACAAAUAUCAAGAUAUUGACUUUUCUGUACCACAUGUGGGUAAAAAGACCAUAGUUACGCCGCUGCAAUUUUUUCUUAGCAUAGACGAUUCUGAUUUUGAUUUUGUUAAAAAAGAUACAAAGAAAAAGAAAUAACAGUAACUU
Osmia bicornis bicornis is the source of this 1491-nucleotide messenger RNA. RefSeq lists its product as uncharacterized. Lineage: Eukaryota; Metazoa; Arthropoda; Insecta; Hymenoptera; Megachilidae. Bases 631 to 1482 code for a protein of 283 amino acids. The record is from RefSeq and is a predicted model, not a curated record. The transcript has 5 exons.